Messenger RNA from Pleurotus ostreatus (oyster mushroom), 810 nucleotides. It is a transcript of the gene RPL8B, whose product is annotated as 60S ribosomal protein L8B. NCBI's taxonomy places the organism in Eukaryota, Fungi, Basidiomycota, Agaricomycetes, Agaricales, Pleurotaceae. The transcript is spliced from 5 exons. Gene Ontology annotation, cellular component: ribonucleoprotein complex. The record is from RefSeq and is a predicted model, not a curated record. The coding region runs from base 1 to 810 and encodes 269 amino acids. Gene Ontology annotation, biological process: ribosome biogenesis.
AUGCCCCCCAAAGCCAAAGCAGGAUCCGGCAAGAAGCCCGCUGCCGCCCCAUUCGGCGCCAGCAAAUCCAAGAAGGCAGCGAAGAACCCUCUCUUCGAGUCCACCCCAAAGAACUUUGGCAUUGGUCAGGACAUCCGCCCCACCACCGACCUCACCCGCUUCGUCAAGUGGCCUGAAUACGUCCGUCUUCAGCGCCAGAAGGUCAUCCUCCACCAACGCUUGAAGGUUCCCCCCGCCAUCGCGCAGUUCUCCCACACCCUCGACAAGAACACCGCCACUCAGCUCUUCAAGCUCCUCAACAAGUACCGUCCUGAGUCCAAGGUCGAGAAGAAGACCCGUCUUGAGGCUGCUGCUGCCGCAGCUGCUGACGGAAAAGACACCAAAGACGAGAAGAAGCCCCUCUUCGUCAAGUACGGAUUGAACCACAUUGUCGCCCUCGUUGAGGCCAAGAAGGCUUCUCUCGUUGUCAUUGCCCACGAUGUUGACCCCAUCGAGCUUGUUGUCUUCCUCCCCGCCCUCUGCCGCAAGAUGGGUGUCCCCUACGUCAUCGUCAAGGGCAAGGCCCGCCUCGGCACAGUCGUCCACAAGAAGACCGCUGCCGUCGUUGCGCUCCAGGACGUGAAGAGCGAAGACCAGCGCGAGCUUGCUACUUUGGUCAGCGCCGCCAAGUCCAACUUCUCUGACAAGUACGAGGAGCAACGCCGCCAAUGGGGCGGAGGUCUCCGCGGCAACAAGUCAACCCAGAUGAUGCGCAAGCGUGCCAAGGCUGCCGGACAGAGCGUCGCCGCUGCUUCCCUCGGCAAGCUCUAA